AUGUACGGGGCGGCGGGGCCCCCGGCGCGCAGCGCCUCGGCGCCGUCGGUCCGCUCGGCGCGGCGGCCGUCCACGCCGGCGACCGGGGUGUCUUUUAUGAAUAAUCAAAAGCAGCAAAAGCCAACGCUAUCAGGCCAGCGUUUUAAAACCAGAAAAAGAGAUGAAAAAGAGAGGUUUGACCCUACUCAGUUUCAAGACUGUAUUAUUCAAGGCUUAAGUGAAACUGGUUCUGAUUUGGAAGCAGUAGCAAAGUUUCUUGAUGCUUCUGGAGCAAAACUUGAUUACCGCCGAUAUGCAGAAACACUCUUUGACAUUCUGGUGGCCGGGGGAAUGCUGGCCCCAGGUGGUACACUGGCAGAUGACAUGAUGCGUACAGAUGUCUGUGUGUUUGCAGCACAAGAAGACCUAGAGACCAUGCAAGCAUUUGCUCAGGUUUUUAACAAGUUAAUCAGGCGCUACAAAUACCUGGAGAAAGGUUUUGAAGAUGAAGUGAAAAAGCUGCUGCUGUUCUUAAAGGGUUUUUCGGAGUCGGAGAGGAACAAGCUGGCUAUGUUGACUGGUGUUCUUCUGGCUAAUGGAACACUUAAUGCAUCCAUUCUUAAUAGCCUUUAUAAUGAGAAUUUGGUUAAAGAAGGGGUUUCAGCAGCUUUUGCUGUAAAGCUCUUUAAAUCAUGGAUAAAUGAAAAGGACAUCAAUGCAGUAGCUUCAAGUCUUCGGAGAGUCAGCAUGGAUAACAGACUGAUGGAACUUUUUCCUGCCAAUAAACAAAGCGUUGAACACUUCACAAAGUAUUUCACUGAGGCAGGCUUAAAAGAGCUUUCAGAAUAUGUUCGGAAUCAGCAAACCAUAGGAGCUCGGAAAGAACUCCAGAAAGAGCUUCAAGAGCAGAUGUCCCGUGGUGAUCCAUUUAAGGAUAUAAUUUUGUAUGUGAAGGAGGAGAUGAAAAAAAACAACAUCCCAGAACCGGUUGUCAUUGGAUUAAUCUGGUCCAGUGUAAUGAGCACUGUGGAAUGGAACAAAAAAGAGGAGCUUGUAGCAGAGCAAGCCAUCAAGCACUUGAAGCAAUACAGCCCUCUCCUUGCUGCCUUUACUACUCAAGGUCAGUCUGAGCUGACUCUGUUACUGAAGAUUCAGGAGUAUUGCUAUGAUAACAUUCAUUUCAUGAAAGCCUUCCAGAAAAUAGUGGUGCUUUUUUACAAAGCUGAAGUCCUGAGUGAGGAACCCAUUCUGAAGUGGUACAAAGAUGCACAUGUUGCAAAGGGGAAAAGUGUCUUCCUUGAACAAAUGAAAAAGUUUGUGGAGUGGCUCAAAAAUGCUGAAGAAGAAUCUGAGUCUGAAGCUGAAGAAGGUGACUGA
Pipistrellus nathusii (Nathusius's pipistrelle) is the source of this 1356-nucleotide messenger RNA. NCBI's taxonomy places the organism in Eukaryota, Metazoa, Chordata, Mammalia, Chiroptera, Vespertilionidae. The record is from the annotation of a GenBank genome assembly.